Protopterus annectens (West African lungfish) is the source of this 1719-nucleotide messenger RNA. RefSeq names its product calsyntenin-2-like. Gene Ontology annotation, molecular function: amyloid-beta binding; kinesin binding; calcium ion binding. Gene Ontology annotation, biological process: homophilic cell-cell adhesion; positive regulation of synaptic transmission; positive regulation of synapse assembly. Bases 298 to 1719 code for a protein of 473 amino acids. NCBI's taxonomy places the organism in Eukaryota, Metazoa, Chordata, Ceratodontiformes, Protopteridae. The record is from RefSeq and is a predicted model, not a curated record. Gene Ontology annotation, cellular component: postsynaptic membrane; cell surface. The transcript is spliced from 10 exons.
CGGCUCGCUCACGCUUAGGCACAGCAGCGGGUGCCGCGCAGAGUGGUACUUCUGAAGUCAGACACAGCGAGUGUCUGGUGGCCACGUAUUGCCUACCUGGCAACCAACCUCUAUGAUUGUUUUGCCUAACCUGACAGCCUGCCCUGCCUACUUCCUCGAGCUCACUCUGACUGUCGCAGCUGCGGAAUUUUGGGUUGUCUGGGAGGGUUUCUCGUGCAAGUAGGGGGUGGAGAAGCCCUAGCUCCUCGUGUUGCCAACCAGUAUUUGUGCCAACUCGACCUUCGUUUGCGUCUAGCUAUGAUGGGGAAAAGCUUUUUACUGGUCCUGUUUGUGGGGGGUUGCGCUGUCCUUGCCAGGAAAGGUGUAUCUGAGAUAAGAACAGGGCAUGAGUUUAUGAGUCAUGAUGAGAAGAAACAGCACUUCCUCUCCAGAACUGUGAACAAACACAAACCAUGGAUUGAGACUUCAUAUCAUGGAAUGAUUACUGAAAACAAUGACACCGUUCUUCUGGACCCACCUUUAGUUGCACUGGACAAAGAUGCUCCGGCCCCAUUUGCAGGAGAAAUAUGCGCUUUUAAAAUUCAUGGACAGGACAUGCCCUUUGAAGCUGUUGUGCUAAACAAGACAUCUGGUGAAGGUCUUCUUCGGGCAAAGAGUCCAAUUGACUGUGAACUACAGAAAGAGUAUACAUUUAUCAUCCAGGCAUAUGACUGCGGAGCGAGGCCUAGUGGAAUCGGCUGGAAGAAAUCUCACAAGGCAGUGGUGCAUAUUCAGGUACAGGAUACAAACGAAUUUGCACCUGUGUUCAAGGAAGCUGUGUAUAAGGCCACGGUAACGGAAGGCAAACUCUAUGACAGCAUUCUACAGCUAGAAGCAACAGACGAGGACUGUUCUCCGCAGUACAGCCAAAUCUGCAACUAUGAGAUUGUCACAAAAGAUGUUCCCUUUGCUGUUGAUAGAAAUGGAAAUAUUCGAAACACAGAGAUGUUAAGUUAUGAUUCAGGGAGACAAUACACAAUCAAAGUUACAGCCUAUGAUUGUGGACAGAAACAGGCUGCUCAGGAUGCUGUCAUUCAUAUUACUAUCAGACCUGUUUGCAAGCCAGGAUGGCAAGGGUGGAACAAACGUAUUGAGUAUGAACCUGGUUCUGGCAGCAUACCACUGUUUCCAAGUAUUCACCUGGAGACCUGUGAUGAGCCUGUUUCCUCUAUUCAAACAAGUUUUGAACUCCAAACAAAUCACAUUGGAAAGGGCUGUGAUCGAGAAACAUACUCCGAAAAGUCAAUGCAAAAACUUUGUGGUGCUGCUUCUGGUAGCAUAGACUUGCUUCCAUCUCCAAGUUCAACAGCUAACUGGACAGCUGGACUUUUUAUAGACAGUGCUCGUGACAGUGAUUUAAUUUUUAAAUUUGAUGGGAGGCAGGGGGCCAAGAUACCAGAUGGACUGGUACCAAAGAAUCUGACUGAUCACUUUACCAUGGCAAUGUGGAUGAAACAUGGACCAAGUCCCGGCUUAAGGGCAGAAAAAGAAACAAUUCUUUGCAACUCAGACAAGACAGAAAUGAACAGGCAUCAUUAUGCAUUGUAUGUGCACAACUGUCGACUUGUAUUUCUGCUGCGCAGAGAUUUUGACAUGGCAGAUACGUUCAGGCCAGCUGAGUUUCACUGGAAAUUGGAACAGAGACGAGUUUGUUUUCAUUGUUCAGUGUUCAUACUGUAA